AGGCUGUGUUUGUGGAACAUUUUGCGUCUGUAUACACUUCUGCCGCGCACGAAGGGCUGUUCUUCAUCUUGCCGUGCACUGACAGCUUUAUUAACGUGGACAUGCGCACCAUCACCUUCGACAUCCCACCGCAAGAGGUUUUGACUAAAGACUCUGUGACAGUGAGCGUUGAUGGUGUGGUGUACUACCGCGUCCAGAAUGCUACACUGGCUGUGGCUAACAUCACCAACGCAGAUGCUGCUACGCGACUGCUGGCCCAGACCACCCUGAGGAACGUCCUGGGCACCAAGAACCUGGCAGAGAUCCUGUCUGACCGCGAGGAAAUUGCACACAGUAUGCAG
Messenger RNA from Plectropomus leopardus (leopard coralgrouper), 341 nucleotides. The record is from RefSeq and is a predicted model, not a curated record. Lineage: Eukaryota; Metazoa; Chordata; Actinopteri; Perciformes; Serranidae.